GUAGAUGGAUGAAAGCAAAAGGGUAUUGCCGUGCUGGCUCAAACCAGAAGAAUCAAAAGGGUAGCACCAGAUCUUGAUCGCAUACGUUUCGCGAAGAAACCCCAGCGAGGCGGUGCGGCCACUUGCCCCUGCUUUCUACGAUCGAACAUUUUCUCUCGGUUUACUUGUCUCCACCGUCUCCUGUUCAACUUCUUCCGAAUCAAACAGUUUGGAUACACUACCUGGCGCCUAAUAUUCACGUGGGAUAGAAUGCAAAUAGGUUGAUUGUUUAUGCUCUCAUUAGUUUUGGGAAUAGACUGCCCAACUCUGGCAAAAGACCUUGUAUGGCCCGUGGGAGCUGAAGGUUCCUGGCUUGACCAUGGAUCAUUAAUGUUACCUGAUGUAAUGUUCCGGACGUCCUCUCACUAUAGCUAGCACCAUCUUCCUUAGCUGCAAUCAGCUUCCUCUCAACAUAAAUGGCAGAUCAUCAUUCAAUUGAAGGCUCGAGUCCAAGUGAUGUUUAUGGCGAAAACUCAGAAUCAAUGGUGGAGCUGAAUUUAAAGACUCUAGAUUCACAGAUCUAUAGCUUUAAAGUGGAUAAAAAUAUUCCAGUUUUACUGUUCAAGGAGAAAAUUGCCAGUGAAAUUGGUUUGCCAGUUGGACAGCAGCGGUUGAUAUUUAGGGGAAAAGUGUUGAAAGAUGAUCACCCGCUUUCCGAAUAUCAUGUUGAAAAUGGGCAUACGUUACAUUUAGUUGCCAGGCAGCCUUCUGAAUUGCAGCCUCCUCCUGUUUCAAGUUCUGGAGAGACGAGUGCAAUUAAUAGUAAUAGAGGACAAGAUGCAAAUGCUGCAGGUCCACGCAUUGGGCAAAUAUCACAUAGCGUAGUACUUGGGACCCUUAAUGUUGGGGACCAAGGUGAAGGCAUUGUGCCAGAUCUGUCCAGGGUUAUUGGGGCAGUUUUGAAUUCUAUUGGAAUUGGGAACCAAACUGCAACCGGUGUUAUCGGCGGUGUACAACCUACCAUGCAGUUCAGUACUGCUUUUCAGGCUCCUCAAGGAAGUGCAACAGAAGGUGCACGAAAUAAUACUGGCCCUCAGGGCCAAUCUGGUACUCAGGCACAGCCUGGGCAUGCCUUACCAAAUCAAUCCUUGCCCCCGGCUUUGCAAAUCCCAGUUGGAGCAGCUGUACCUCUCCCUUCUCUUAAUGCGCCCAUUCCUGAUUCUCUGCACACACUUUCAGAGUUCAUGAGCCGCAUGGAGCAAGCAUUAUCACAGAAUGGUUAUCUUCCAAAUCAGUCACCAAGCAACAGUGAAGAUCUGACAACAGGGGAACUGCCUUCAAAUACACGUGGGGUGUCAACACCUGCAGCGUUAGCUCUUGUUCUUCGACAAGCACAACGUCUUUUGAGUGGUCACACUAUUGCUGCAUUAUCUCAUAUUGCAGGACGUCUGGAACAAGAGGUUAGUUCUACUGAUCCGGCAGCAAGGGGUCAAAUUCAGACUGAAUCAAUGCAAGUAGGACUUGCAAUAAACCAUAUAGGUGCUCUUCUGCUAGAGCUUGGCCGGACAAUUCUGACACUGCGUAUGGGACAAUCUCCAGCUGAGUCUUUUGUGAAUGCUGGGCCUUCUGUGUAUAUAUCUCCAUCAGGGCCAAAUCCUAUAAUGGUUCAGCCAUUUCCACUUCAAACCAACUCCCUUUUUACUGGAUCUGCUGGCGGUCCAUCAAAUACUGGGACUCCAGGUUCUGUUAGUAUUGGUGCAGUUGGUGUAGGAACCGUUCCAAGACAUGUGAACAUUCAUAUUCACACUGCUGUUGGUCCCAGGACAUCUAAUGUAGAAGGGGUGCACGGAGAACAUGUUAAUCGAUCUGGUUCUGGAGAUUCAGGCCAAACACGGGUAUUGCCUGUGAGAAAUGUUAUUGCAGCAGUUGUCCCAUCUCGACCUCCUGUUACAGUUUCCAGUGCUUCUCAAACUGGUUUUUCUGUUUCACAGCCACCACCUGAUUCUCUUCCACUAUCUAAUGUUAUAGCUGAAGUGAAUUCACGAAUCAGAAACUUUGUUGAUGAUAGGCAGAGUGAAAAUCUGGCUCCAUCAGGUCAAUCAGAGAACUUUAACGUUCAGAAUACAUCCGGUGCUGGCAAUGGGGGGAACAAUCAACUUACAAACUUGGCUGACAAUGAAGGUGGAGAGGUGGAUCUAUCUGUCCCCACUGGUACACCUGAGAGGGAGAGCCAGAAGGCACAUCCUCACAGCCAACAAACUAGUAACCUUGAGGUUUCAGAAAUUGGUUUGAAUUCAAGGGACCAGCCUUCUAGUAGCUCAGUCGAAGGCUCCAGUAACUGGUCAAAUAGAGAAACGGUACUAAAAUUGGCAGAUGAUUCAGCAUAUGCCUCAAGAUCUAGUCAGGGAAAUGAUAAUCCAGAGGGUGCAACAGCUGUCCCACUUGGUCUGGGGCUGGGGGGUUUGCAACCUAAGAGGCGGAGUAAGCAACCAAGGUCCCAAAACAAGGUUAGUGAUGGACAAACUUCUAGUUCUUCCAGUCAAAACCAACAAACAAGUUCAAAUGGCCAACUUGUCUUGCAAUCUCUGGCAUCUCUUGCAAACAGUGGGAAUAGGAGUACACCAUCCUCAGGAUUGCCUCCAGCAAUGGGGCCUAUCACGGAAAGUGUUCAAAUAGGAGGACAAGGUCCUGAUGGCCAGCAGUUAGAUGCAGCAAGUGCUAUGUCUCAGGUUCUUCAGAGUCCUGCUUUUGGUAGUCUACUAGCAGGGGUUUCACAGCAGACUGGUGUUGGUUCUCCUAAUGUCUUGAGGAAUAUGUUGGAACAAUUUACUCAAAGCCCUGCUAUGAGGAAUACAGUUAAUCAGAUUGCUCAACAAAUUGAUGGCCAAGAUCUUGGAAAUAUGUUUUCAGGUUUUGGAAGAGGCCAAGGUGGUGGGUUUGAUCUGACAAGUAUGGUGCAACAGAUGAUGCCCGUUGUUUCUCAGGCCCUCGGUGGUGGCUCCACUAUUCCUCAGACUAUGCCUGUCGUAGACCCUAAUCCUCAGGCACAGUAUAAUGAGAGAGAUUUAAGCAGAGACGAGGAAGAAAAUGAUAAACAUUCUCAGAUUGACCUAGAUGAAGUGACACAAAGAAUUGAACACCAGGUUCCACCUGAAGAUAUUUUCCGUUCGAUAGUUGAAAGUGCUACGCAUUUAUAUGACGAUAGGAGCGAUGGAGAUGAUCUUGUGAACCAACUGUGCAGUGAGGAGGGCCUUGCAAGUGAAUAUUUGGAGGUUCUUUGUGAUGAUCUUCAACGACGACUUCUGGGUGAAAAAGAUUAUGCAGGAAAAUCAUGAUUACCUUGUAUCAUCAAGGACGGUUCGCAAUGUUAUUGUGAUUAGCAAGGAUUAAUUGGAGUUCCCGGUGACUAUGGCCGUUCAAAUUUGGUUGUUUUGAGAAUCCUUGUAUAAAUAGGUUUUGUUUGAUUUAUGUUUUAGCUGAUAAUGAUAUGGUUGCUUCAUUGGAUGGAUUCAUGUUUAUUAUUCCAUUCCAGUGUAAUGGGAUAGAACCAGCUUUAUACACUUCCCAUGUGCCAUGGGGAAGUUUUUCUGUGAAAUAUUUAAAGUGGACAGAUAUUUUUAUAUUGGAUUUUCUUGUAUCGUUCUCGUUUCUUUUUCAAAGUUGGAAGCAUUUUAAUUU
Molecule: messenger RNA, 3657 nt
Organism: Diospyros lotus (date-plum)
Lineage: Eukaryota; Viridiplantae; Streptophyta; Magnoliopsida; Ericales; Ebenaceae
Product: ubiquitin-like domain-containing protein CIP73
Exons: 19
Coding region: 456-3314 (952 amino acids)
Cellular component (GO): BAT3 complex
Molecular function (GO): misfolded protein binding; polyubiquitin modification-dependent protein binding
Source: RefSeq, a predicted model, not a curated record